AGGAGAAGAGGGCGUUCUGCCAGAAAAGGGUAACUAAAUUUAGUCAAACCGGCCCGUCGUGGGAAUGUGUUAGUGCCUUGUAUAAACUUGGCCGUUUUUGAUUCAAUACCGUACCAAUUGAACCUCAGGUGUCCAAAAAGUGUUUGAAAAUAUUGUCGUUUUUUAUAAGUGUAAUUGAAAAUUUUCAAUGUGGCUUAUGUGGAGUUAUAAGGCCAGACCAUAAAUCCGGAUUCGUUGACCAUAUAAGAUUAGACUUUUUUUUAUAUCAAACAACUCCGAGUCUGAAGGACACAUCAAGAUGCAAGGCGUAAAUCAAGAGGCUUCCAGUCCAGAAAGUUCGAAAUCAAUAAGGGGGAAGAGAAAGGGACGUUGGAAGCUGAAAUUCCACCAUCAGGCCCUACCCCCAGAGUAUCUUGACCACUACGAAGCAUCUCUCUGUAAGCCGCCAAGCCCACCCGCGCCGGCCACAGUCCGCUACACCGAUCUGCCCUACAUGGGCGAGAUGACAUUAGACAACGCGAGGCCUAGGAGAGGAAGGAAGCCAAAAAAGGCCGAUAUAUGCCAUCUCAUCUACAAAAACUACGGCACGACAAUCGUCGACGAGCCGCUCAACUUGUGCAUAAGGGACCUGAAAGCGAAAUCGCAGAAUUCCGCCGCACAGGUUUCGAUGUGCAAGUUCAAGUUCACCGGGGGCGCAACGCCAACGCUCAAAGAGAAGAAGAUGCUCUCCGUCGACGCCGGCGGAGCGUUUCGCUACUACGACCAGGCGGACCAAUCGAGAAAGAAAUCCAGGAAGUCGAUCGCGAGGGAAAAGCUCGAGCAGACUUUCAAAGAAAAGGGAUUUCUUAUUCAAACCCAACAACUCGAAUCCGCCCAAGGGGCGACUUAUUGUAAAUUUAGGCAGCUUAGAAAAUUCACUAGGUACCUUUUUCGAUCCUGGAAACAUCACUUACCGGGUGAAGUCGUCUCCGAAAGCUACAUGGGAUGAACCGAAACCACUAAUCUAAUCUGACGAUCUCGUUUUUUUUAUAUAUUUAUUAUCGAAUCAUUAAAAUAUAUAAGAAAAAAAUAUAUAUUUUUAAUUAUAAUUAGGAGUCGUCAAGAUAAUAAAGUGUAGUCUCACGGAUAUUUAGUCACAUAUUAGUAUCAUAAAUUUUAUUUUAAUAACAAAUUAAAUAAUCACAAGAGGUUAAAUUUCUAACAUAUUUUUUUAAUCGUUUGUAUAAUUUAUAAGACUAUGUUUGAGUGUUCCUCUCUUACGUUUUUGUGUGUAUAUUUUGAAAUUUGAACACGCUAUAAUAAUAUCAUAUUUCAUUAAUUGCUUGUUUGUAUACGAUUUAGCUUGUCUAGGAAAUUUAUAUGUGGAAUACAAAAUCAGGGUUAUUAUUUUUUUUUUUUAAACUUGCAACAAAUUCAUAUAUUAAAUCAAGUUAGUUUAUAUUUCAAUAGC
Cimex lectularius (bed bug) is the source of this 1450-nucleotide messenger RNA. RefSeq lists its product as uncharacterized. The record is from RefSeq and is a predicted model, not a curated record. Bases 299 to 988 code for a protein of 229 amino acids. NCBI's taxonomy places the organism in Eukaryota, Metazoa, Arthropoda, Insecta, Hemiptera, Cimicidae. The transcript is spliced from 4 exons.